Molecule: messenger RNA, 1692 nt
Organism: Lutzomyia longipalpis
Lineage: Eukaryota; Metazoa; Arthropoda; Insecta; Diptera; Psychodidae
Product: facilitated trehalose transporter Tret1-like
Exons: 4
Coding region: 131-1525 (464 amino acids)
Biological process (GO): transmembrane transport
Cellular component (GO): membrane
Molecular function (GO): transmembrane transporter activity
Source: RefSeq, a predicted model, not a curated record
ACUCUCAUGCGACAGAGCCAGAGAAUUUUAGUCGUGUCGCGAUUUUCAUUCAACGCAGAGAAUCGCUUGUCCAGAGAGAAUUUUUGCCAGAAGAGUUUGAUUGUAACAAGAAAAGGGUUGGUUGUACAAAAUGCUUCUCGGUGGAAAAGCUCGGCAGUUCAUAGCGGCAUCCAGUGCUAACUUGGCCACGAUGAUGUACGGCAUCUCCGUCGGAUGGGUUUCGCCCUCAAUUCCGCUCCUUAUGUCCGAAGAGACACCCUUGCCAUCGGGUCCACUAAGUAAGACGGAAGCAUCGCUCAUCAGUGCCCUCCUCUACAUGGCUGGAAUGGUCGGUUCACUCUCCUUUGGCUGGCUGGCUGAUCGUAUUGGGCGCAAGUGGGCACUCUUUACCGGUACCUGCCCCCACAUCAUUGCCUUCCUCCUCAUCAUCUUUGCACAGGACGUGAAUUGGCUCUAUGUGUCUCGUGUUUUUAGUGGUCUUGGUUGUGGGGCACUCUUUGUGGUGCUUCCGAUCUACGUUUCAGAAAUCUCAGAAGACAAAGUUCGUGGAACACUGGGUGCCAUCUUCUGCAACAUGGUCUCAAUAGGAAUUGUCGUUGGACGUUGUCUCGGUAGCUACUUGGACUUCUAUGUGGUGCCUUAUGUAGUGUUGUGCCUCUUGGCUGUGUUUGUCCUCACAUUCCCAUUCUUCCCGGAAACACCUCAGUACCUCCUAUUAAAGCGCCGGGAAUCCAAAGCGGAAAAAUCCCUGAAACGUUUUAGGGGUGCAAAGAGGGAUGUUAAUGGGAAAAUGCCGGAAAAAUUUGAGACGGAAUUUGAAGCAUUGAAGAAUUCACCAACUCUCACCAAUCAGAGCAACUCUGUGAGCUGGGAAGAUUUUAAACCUUACACGACGAAGAAAGCAAUCUUUAUAAGUCUGGUGCUUAUUUCCGGGCGAAGUAUCUGCGGUGUUCUUCCUCUUGACAACUACACAGCCAGCGUUCUAAGGGAGUCAGGAUCGACUUGGGAUGCAAACUUGGGUGCCAUCAUUGUGGGGCUGUUUGAGCUGCUCGGCAGUAAUUUGGCCAUUGUCUUCGUGGAGCGAUGGGGACGUCGGACAAUUCUCAUUGUUUCAAGCUUAGGAUCAGCCUUCUGUCUCAGCAUAAUGGGAGCCCUUUUCCUCCUGCGGUCUGUCGGUGUGGACAUGAGCGCCUAUGGAUGGCUCUCCGUAGCGGCAUUUUCUGGCCAAAUGACCCUAGCUGCCAUUGGGAUUGUUGCCAUACCAUUUAGUGUUUCCGCUGAGAUUCUCCCGCCAAAGCUGCGAGGGAUUGUCUGCACGGGAUUCCUCAUGUUCUACUGGGUGCUAACAUUUGUAAUUGUUAAUUUCUUCCUGCUAUUUGCUGAGGUUUGCGGCAUGUACACACCAAUGUGGUGCUUCACGGGGUGGUGUCUCUUUGAAUUCAUCUUUGUCUACCUCUACCUCCCCGAAACCAAAGGGAAGAACUUUGAGGAAAUUGUUUUAGCACUUCAGGGCAAAGAGACGUAGCUUUUAAUUUAUCUCACGAAUUAUGAAGUAGCGUUAGUCACGCCACAAAAAAAGCAGAAUGUGAGAUUUUCAAAUAAGACAUGUGUUACCUUAUCUUUUAAUAGGAAUGAUAUAGAGAAAAAAAUAAAGACUUCACGUGAAUAAUCUGAAGAGCAUUCAGACAUCCA